Jaculus jaculus (lesser Egyptian jerboa) is the source of this 1594-nucleotide messenger RNA. It is a transcript of the gene Ftsj1, whose product is annotated as FtsJ RNA 2'-O-methyltransferase 1. The record is from RefSeq and is a predicted model, not a curated record. Gene Ontology annotation, biological process: cytoplasmic translation; tRNA methylation. Gene Ontology annotation, cellular component: cytoplasm. The transcript is spliced from 11 exons. NCBI's taxonomy places the organism in Eukaryota, Metazoa, Chordata, Mammalia, Rodentia, Dipodidae. Gene Ontology annotation, molecular function: tRNA methyltransferase activity. The coding region runs from base 341 to 1441 and encodes 366 amino acids.
GCAAGUCGACCUUUAACUGUGUUUUGGGGAUAUGUGUGUUUCCCAAGACAGCAUAUCUCUAGGUAGCCCAGGCUGGCCUAGAACUCGCGAUCCACCAGCCUCAGUCCCCAGAGCGCUGGCAUUCGACCUGGGCCUUAGAACAAAGGACCAGUUUUCGCGCAGCAUGACGUUAUUGCGUAAACUCAGCCUGUCGUUGCAUUGUGGGAAGGGCAGUCCCCGAGAUCCGGAUUCGUCGACAUAAGAUGACGAGACUCACGUUGCAAAUUCAGGUAAGUGGUGACCUACUCCCCUGGUUACUGAUAAAGGACAGCAUCAGCUCACUGCCUACCAGCAGUGUAAGAUGGGACGGACAUCAAAGGACAAGCGGGAUGUCUAUUACCGUCUGGCCAAGGAGAAUGGCUGGCGGGCCCGAAGCGCCUUCAAGCUGCUUCAACUUGAUGAGGAAUUCCAACUCUUCCAAGGUGUGACACGGGCAGUAGACCUGUGUGCAGCUCCCGGCAGCUGGAGCCAGGUUUUAAGCCAGAAGAUUGGGAGCCAGGGCAGUGGCCAGGUUGUGGCUGUGGACUUACAGGCUAUGGCUCCACUCCCAGGCGUGAUACAGAUCCAGGGAGACAUCACUCAGCUUUCAACUGCCAAAAAGAUCAUCCAGCACUUCGAGGGCUGCUAUGCUGAACUAGUGGUGUGCGACGGGGCUCCUGAUGUCACUGGCCUCCAUGAUGUUGAUGAGUAUCUGCAGGCCCAGCUCCUCCUAGCUGCUCUCAACAUUGCUACAAACAUAUUGAAGCCAGGGGGCUGCUUUGUGGCCAAGAUAUUCCGAGGUCGGGAUGUGACGCUGCUCUAUAGCCAGCUGCGUGUCUUCUUCUCCAGUGUGCUCUGUGCCAAGCCCAAGAGCAGCCGAAAUUCCAGCAUCGAAGCCUUCGCUGUCUGUCAGGGUUAUGACCCUCCUGAGGGCUUUGUGCCGGAUCUCACCAGACCCCUACUGGAUCACUCGUACGAUUCAGAUUUCAACCAGCUGGAUGGUCCUACCCGCAUUAUUGUGCCCUUUGUAACCUGUGGGGACCUGAGUGCCUAUGAUUCGGACCGAAGUUACCCAUUGGAUCUAGAGGAUGGCUCCGAGUAUAAGUAUACUCCGCCCACACAGCCCCCCAUCUCACCCCCAUACCAGGAAGCCUGCAGGUUGAAGAAGAAGGGGUGGCUGGCCAAGGAGCUCCACCACCAAGAACGCUCUGUCACUCGAGUGGACUUGUUGACCCAGCCCCUAACCAUUCCUCAGUGCCACACCGUGCUGGCCCCUGAGGUGUGGAAACGCACCUCUGAGUCUCCCUUCGCACCCUCCCAAUGUGCCACUUUCUGUCCUGACUCACAUGCUUCCUCUUUCCUGCUUCCCAACAGCCAUAAAAAUCAGUGGGUCAGCCCAAGCAUGACAAAUGGAAAGGUUUAGCCGAAGAUCUGAGUUCCUUUUUCUUUUGGGGAGGUACAUGGAAGACAAUGAUAUGAGUUGUUUGUUCACAUUAACGCAUUGAGGUCGAUUUGCCUUUUUAUAUGAAGCUUCAAAUAAAGGGUGGCUUUUAAGUAAAAAGCUCAGUGGGUUGGA